AUCAUCAGUUAAGUGGAAAUUGGUUAGCAUUCCCAUUAAAGAAUGUGCCACACAUUUGCGCAAAUUAAAGCUAAACUAGCAGUUUUUGUUCACAGUACUCUUGAGUGAAGAAAAAACUGCUGGUCCAUACAAUUCACGUCACGUCAGCGCAUCACACUCCGAUUCAAAAUGGAUGCCGAUACAUCCAUAAACGAACGGAAUUUCCUUGAGAAAGUCCCGGAAACCGGAGAUUCGACUGACGUCCAUACAACGAAAGAUAAGGGAACGUCACUGCAUCAAGCGGCAAAACUCAAAUGCGGAGACAAGAGAUUUAAGAAAAUUCUACGCCAAACAAAGAGCGAUGAGAUAAACACAUUCGACUCACACGGAUAUACCGCUCUCCAUUGGGCAGCCAACGCAGGAUCGGUCAACAAAAUCAAAUUGCUCUUGGAUAACGAAGCCAAUAUCAACGUUCAAGACAAAAGCCAAGGAAAAACUGCGCUACAUUUCGCAUUGCUAAAGAGAUGGGAAGCUGCCACCGGGCAAUUGCUGCAAUGCGGCAAGGUGGAUGUCAACAUUCAGGCAAAAAAUAGAUGGACGGCGCUUCAUCAAGCUGCUUCGUGGAACAACGUUCCGGCUGAUUUGUUCAAGCAAUCCUUUACAAAUCUUCAGACGUAAACGCAAAAUCGAUUUUGGGGAGAACGGCUCUGCACGUGGCGCUACGCAAGAAAUCGGCCACUGCUGUCACAGAACUUUUGAAUUACAACAAGAACGAUAACGGCCAAUGUGUGGAUGUCAACAUUAAAGACAAUCUCGGUAGAACGGCUCUCUAUUACGCUGCCGGAUGGCCGAACAUUCCAGUCGGAUUAUUCAAAGAUAUUCUUCGAAAUUCGGCCGAUGUCAACGCCAUCGAGAAAAUGGAAGAAUCAACGGCUCUUCAUUUCGCAUUGGAAACAAGAUCGAUCACUGCAACUAGGCAUCUACUCAGACAUCCAGAUAUUAAUUUGAACAUCAAGAAUAAGAAACAUUUACUACCGCGUGAUUUUGCUACCGAGUGGCACGGCAUGCCAACGCAUUUACGCAAUGCGGUUCGAAAGAAAACAACCGACUUCAACGCCAAAGAGCAAAAUGAUGAAAAUGCGCCUCUUCAUUUGGCAUUCAAAACGGAAAUAGAAAUUACCGCACAACAACUCAGACAUGAAAAUGUGGACGACAAUAUCGAAGAUAAUAAGAACCGGACAGCGACUCAUGUGACGGACGGAGACAAUGAACUUCAAAGAUUGAACGCUCCUUCCGAUUCUGAACGGCCAGUUGAGCACGACGCGUCUUUCGAAAUCGAUAGCGAAUUGCAUGGGAAUGAUUCGAAUGAUCAAUUUGAAACAACGUUCGAAGAUGAGCCGAACGAAAGACUCGCGUCGCAGCAAGGACUCAUUCAACUGGAACCCAAAAACAACACGUUUGGCGAAAAGGAAAGCGAAUUGCUUCAACUGUGUGCAAGUUAUCAUUCGACGGAUCUAAUUGCAAGAAUUCAAACUUUAAUGGACCUCGGAACUGACGUGAACGCAACGGACAAGUACGGACGGAAUGCGCUGCAUUUUCUGUGCCGAAACAAUUCAGGUCCACACUUGAUUGACGCCAUUCUACUCCUAAUCCAACACGGAAUCAACGUCAAUGCAGCGAGCAAAUUCGAACAAAAUGCGCUCCACUAUUUGUGUCGAAAGCGUUCAGGGCCAAACUUAAAUGCAAUACAAAUCUUAAUUCAAUCCGGAUUCAACGUGAACGCCAAAGACAACGCUGGAUGGACUGCGCUCCAUUGUUUGUGUGUCUACAAUUCAACGUCACAUUUAAUCGACGCAAUUAAACUCUUAAUUGAACAUGGAAUCGACGUCAACGCAAAAUCCACGAUUGGAUGGACUGCGCUCCAUUAUUUGUGUCAUUACAACUCAUGUUCAAAUUUAAUCGGCACGGUUAACAUUUUGAUUCAACAUGGAAUCAACGUCAUAUCCGAUGGACACGAUGCGCGAUCCAUUUUAAGCAAACAUUACAGAAAAAGCGACAAGGACGAAAUCAUAAAACUCAUGGACAAGGCAGUUCUUGCCCAGAGUUAAUGAAUCGAAAAUACAACGCCCCUCCCGGUCUUCUUUCACUUUGCGAAUUUCCAUUUGUAAGUUAUCCACAUCUUAUUUGUUCUGUUGUUUCAUGCACGUUAUUUCGCGUAACCCCAAUAAACGUGUACGUCACGAAAUUGGUGUAAAACGCGCAGAAUAUGAGACGAGGCAAUUGCAAUUGGGCACUAAGGGGGUCCAUAAAUAUUGAAAUGUAACUGAAAUUGCGUUUACCUUGCCUCCUUUGGGUGAAUUCGUCGAGUGUUGCCGUCAAUACCAGUUCCUAAAUAUGU
This is a messenger RNA of Daphnia carinata, 2377 nucleotides long. Its product is annotated as putative ankyrin repeat protein RF_0381. Bases 897 to 2087 code for a protein of 396 amino acids. Gene Ontology annotation, molecular function: protein binding. The record is from RefSeq and is a predicted model, not a curated record. Gene Ontology annotation, cellular component: nucleus; cytoplasm. Lineage: Eukaryota; Metazoa; Arthropoda; Branchiopoda; Diplostraca; Daphniidae. The transcript has 3 exons.